Messenger RNA from Panonychus citri (citrus red mite), 1461 nucleotides. RefSeq names its product glyoxalase domain-containing protein 4-like. Bases 248 to 1108 code for a protein of 286 amino acids. The record is from RefSeq and is a predicted model, not a curated record. NCBI's taxonomy places the organism in Eukaryota, Metazoa, Arthropoda, Arachnida, Trombidiformes, Tetranychidae. The transcript has 5 exons.
CUCUGCAUCCAUUACAAUUAAACUUUUCGUUCCAACGAUUGUCAACUUUUUUUUUCCUUCUACGAUCAAACUUCUUCAUAUACAAUUCCCUUCGUUCAUCCAUUUAUAUCAUCGAUAAAUUUGAUUAUAAUUGUGGAAUACAACAAAAGAUCAUAAUUCUAAUUGUUAGUUAAAUUGUUCCAAUUUAAAGAAUCAAAUUAACCCGCGUUUAAAUUGUUAUCGAAUUGCCAAUUAACUGAUUGUGAUCAUGGCCCGAGCUCUUCAUUGGUGUUUAAAGAUCGGAGAUCGAGUUCGUUCAAUUCAAUUCUAUCGAGAUAUUCUUGGAAUGACCGUACUUCGUCAUGAAGAGUUUGAUGAAGGUUGCAAAGCAACUUGUAAUGGGCCUUACCAAAACGCCUGGAGCAAAACAAUGAUUGGAUAUGGACCAGAAAGUGACAAUUUCAUCUUUGAAUUAACUUACAAUUAUCCAAUUCCCUCUUAUGGUAUUGGUAAUGAUUUAAGGAAAAUCGUAAUUGAAUCAACUCGAGCAUUGGAAGGUGUUAAAAAAGAGUUCAAUCUGAUCGGUGAUGAGGUUGAUGUUAAAGAUCCUGAUGGUUAUCCUUUGGUCAUUCGUAAAGGAAAUGAUUUAGUUACCCAAGUAUCGAUUUCCGUUAACAAUUUAACCAAAUCAAUUGAUUAUUGGUCUGGUCUUCUUGGUUUAAACAUCUAUUCACAAUCUAAUGAUGAAGUUACUCUCGGUUAUGCUGAUGAUCAAUGUAAACUUAACCUUGUUGGUAUUGAAUCUCAGGUCGAUCAUGCUACAGGCUGGGGUAGAAUGGCCUUCGGUGUACCUUCACCAAGACUAUUGGAAAUCAAUGAAUCGGUCAAGAAUAGAGGAUUGAAAAUCCUUCACGAUUUAAUUACUCUAUCAACUCCAGGUAAAUCCGAUGUUCAUGUCCUCAUACUCUUAGAUCCGGAUAACUAUGAGAUCUGUUUUGUUGGAGCGGAAAAUUUUGCUGAACUCGCUGCCGUUGAUCCGGAUGCCGAAAAGCUAUUAAAUCAGGCAAUGGCUGAUGAAUCGGCUGUUUGGAAGAAAAGAGGUGGACGAGAUGGUCGAAAGGAAGAGUAAAUUUAAAUUAUCACCAAUCAAUUGGUUUCUCAUUGUAAAUUAUCAACACAAUUAACAGUCGAUUGUUACGAUUAACUGGACGUUAAUCAUAUUCGCCAUUUCCCUCUUCGUUUGGCCAUUCCAACCAAAUUCACAUCAAUUGAUCGUUUCAUUUAAUUUUCUCAUUUUGCUUUUUUUUUAAAAUUCCUGUUCAUGAUUAGUGAUUUUCGCAAUUAUUUUCUCUCUCUCUCUCUGUUUCUGUAUUACACUAAUCAUCUAAUUAGUAGUGAUUAAUCAAAUGUGAAGCCAAUUAAUUUAUCUUUCACUUGGAAACAAUUCAAAAGUAUUUUAAAUAAAAAGAAAAUGAAAACCAA